Molecule: messenger RNA, 1563 nt
Organism: Ornithorhynchus anatinus (platypus)
Lineage: Eukaryota; Metazoa; Chordata; Mammalia; Monotremata; Ornithorhynchidae
Gene: PPT1
Product: palmitoyl-protein thioesterase 1
Exons: 9
Coding region: 17-931 (304 amino acids)
Biological process (GO): nervous system development; protein depalmitoylation; receptor-mediated endocytosis
Cellular component (GO): lysosome
Molecular function (GO): palmitoyl-(protein) hydrolase activity
Source: RefSeq, a predicted model, not a curated record
CGUGACCCCGGGCAAGAUGGCGCCGGGCGGUCCCUGCUCCUGGCUGGUCCUGCUGCUGGCGGGGGGCUGCUCGGCCCUGCAGGGCCCCCGCCCCGGACCCCCGCCCCUGCCCCUCGUCAUCUGGCACGGAAUGGGAGACAGCUGUUGUAACCCCUUGAGCAUGGGAUCCAUUAAAAAAAUGGUGGAGAGUAAAAUACCCGGGAUUUAUGUUUUAUCUCUAGAGAUUGGCAAGACCGUGAUGGAGGAUAUGGAAAACAGUUUCUUCAUGAACGUCAACCACCAAGUGUCAACCGUGUGUGAGAUGCUCUCCAAGGAUCCCAAGUUGCAACAGGGCUACAACGCUAUGGGAUUUUCCCAAGGAGGCCAGUUCCUGAGGGCAGUGGCUCAGAGAUGUCCGUCGCCUCCCAUGGUCAACUUGAUUUCAGUUGGGGGCCAACAUCAAGGGGUCUACGGUCUUCCCCGCUGCCCCGGGGAGAGCUCGCACAUCUGUGACUGGAUCCGGAAAACGCUGGACAUCGGGGCCUACACCAAACGGGUCCAAGAGCUCUUGGUGCAGGCCGAAUAUUGGCACGACCCGGUGAAGGAGGAGCUGUACCGCAACUGCAGCAUCUUCUUGGCCGACAUCAACCAGGAGAGGGAGUUCAAUGAAACGUACAAGAGGAACCUGAUGGCGCUGAAGACCUUUGUGAUGGUCAAGUUCCUCAAGGACACGGUGGUGGACCCCGUAGAGUCAGAGUGGUUUGGAUUCUACAGAAGCGGCCAGGCCAAAGAAACCGUUCGUUUGCAGGAGACUGCCUUGUACGCCCAGGACCGGUUGGGGCUCAAGCAGAUGGACGAGGCGGGAAAACUGGUGUUUCUGACGGCCCCCGGCGACCACCUCCAGUUCACGCCGGACUGGUUUUACACCAACCUCCUCCCGUUCCUUCUGUGAGCCGUCCCGCUGCCUCCGAGCGACCGAACGGGCGAAGGAACGGGCUCCCAGAGAACCAACGCGACUGAUACGCUCUCCCCUCCCCGCCUAGAAAGAUCAGAGAUCCUGAUCUUCUCCGGGAGCCUGCUUGAGCUUAAUCCCGCUACUGCCAUAUGGCGUUCCCGGCCCCGGGAGAGGCCGGGUGUAAUUAGCUGAGAGGCUUGAGGAUUGUUUGACCGCGGAGCCCGGAGUUAGGGUGGACAAGCUGGACUCGCCUUCCUCCAGCAGGAGCUGUCACCGCAAACCGCAGCCCGGACAGUCUUGCCCGGACUGGAAUUCGAGCACUUAACGCGCGCCGAGCACCGGACUGAGCGCUUGGGAGAGUACGAGAGUUGGCAGGCGCGAAUUCUGCCCUCCAGGAGCUCCCGCCCUCAGGGGUCCUAGCCGGACCCAGAUGAUUACUGCUCACCGGUCAAGACCACACCGAAACCGGGUGCCACAAUGCCGAGAGAAGAAAUCCGCCGCUUCAACUAAGCACUUUCAGCCCCGUCCUCAUCUCCGUACUUCCCCACGCCCCCAUCUUCCGGCGAGAGUCUUUUUAUAACCGUGGACGUUUUUACGUGGCUGCCUGAAAUAAAGACUUCGACUUCUUA